AUGUCUAAAAUUCCACCAUUUGACUUCAACUUGGCCUUUCCAAAGCCAGAAACAUGGCUGACCAGCAAACCAGAUGAGUCUCAAGAAAACACAGAAGCUUGGGUCCAGAACACUCAACCACCCCUUUUCUGGGAGUUCAUCGCUGAGCACCCCAUAUCGCUCAAAUUAAAGAAUAUAAAAGGCGCGCUUAGUGCCGGCGCCGAUCCAAACGAAAUGGACCAUGAGCGUGAUCCACGUCGCAGUCUCGGUCGGCCUCUUCAUUGCGCUCUUGGGGAUUGGGGCAACCCUGAUUAUGUGAAAGAAAACAUCCCAGUGAUCAAGCUACUUCUCGGAUACGGUGCUGAUCCACGCUUGCCCGGCCCUCAGGUCAAGCCUGCAUCUUUGGGGCUGCAGUCGCCCGUGGAAUAUGCGAGGCGACUAGCGAUGCGCGAGUGGAAAGGGGCCAAUGAACUGUUGGAAUGCGGGUUUUAUGCAGAAGCUUAUCGUGUCAUGAAAGAGGCUGCUGAUGAUUUGGACCGUGAGUGCUUAUGA
Messenger RNA from Penicillium odoratum, 531 nucleotides. RefSeq lists its product as uncharacterized. The record is from RefSeq and is a predicted model, not a curated record. The transcript has a single exon. Lineage: Eukaryota; Fungi; Ascomycota; Eurotiomycetes; Eurotiales; Aspergillaceae. Bases 1 to 531 code for a protein of 176 amino acids.